Messenger RNA from Antechinus flavipes (yellow-footed antechinus), 3332 nucleotides. It is a transcript of the gene NOX5, whose product is annotated as NADPH oxidase 5. Bases 91 to 2433 code for a protein of 780 amino acids. Gene Ontology annotation, biological process: superoxide anion generation; defense response. Gene Ontology annotation, molecular function: calcium ion binding; superoxide-generating NAD(P)H oxidase activity. The transcript has 16 exons. The record is from RefSeq and is a predicted model, not a curated record. Gene Ontology annotation, cellular component: plasma membrane; NADPH oxidase complex. NCBI's taxonomy places the organism in Eukaryota, Metazoa, Chordata, Mammalia, Dasyuromorphia, Dasyuridae.
GGCAUUUGGAUCAUUUAGACCUUCUUUCAGAUUUCUGGUACUUUUUUCCAUUGACAAGCUAGAAAAUUUCCUUUGGUUUUCCCCAGUGCCAUGAAUGCUGAUGAUGAUGCUAAGUGGUUGGAGUGGGUGUCGCACCAGUUUGAAAUCAUUGCUGGAGAAGAUCGGGAGAUUGACCUGCAAGAGUUUAAAUCAGCAUUGAAAGUGAAAGAGUCCUUCUUCGCAGAGAGGUUUUUUACCUUGUUUGACUCUGAUGGAAACGGUACUAUCACUCUGCAAGAGCUUCUAGGGGCUCUGAAUCUGCUCGUCCAUGGGAAUACAAUGGACAAACUCAAAUUCCUCUUCCAUGUAUAUGACGUGGAUGGCAGUGGAUCCAUUGAUCCAGAUGAGCUUCGCACAGUGUUGCAGUCUUGUCUGAAGGAGAGUGCCAUCUCCUUGCCAGAGGAGAAGCUGGAUGACCUCACUCUGGCCCUUUUUGAAUCAGCUGACAAAGACCAUGAUGGCUCUAUCACCUUUGAGGAGCUCCAGGAGGAAUUAACCAAUUUUCCUGAAGUCAUUGAAAAUUUAACCAUCAGUGCAGCCAAUUGGCUGAAGCCUCCGUCCUCCAAGAAAAGGCCACAGAUGCCUCGCCACUUGACCUCAGCAUACUGGCAUAACAACAGUGGCAAGCUGGCUGUUCUGUCAGCCUAUAUUGGGCUCAACAUACUGCUCUUCACUCUGGCAGCCCUGAAGCACCAAUCGUUCGGAGUCAGCAUCAUGGUUGCCAAAGGCUGUGGCCAAUGUCUGAACUUCAACUGCAGUUUCAUUGUGGUUUUGAUGCUGCGGCGUUGUCUCACAUGGCUGAGGGCCACAUGGUUGGCCAGAGUUUUUCCACUGGACCAGAAUGUUGAAUUCCACCAGCUCAUUGGCUACGUGGUAGUUGGAUUUACACUCAUACAUACCAUUGCCCAUGUGGUCAACUUUGUGCGCCUGGCUCAAUUAGUGGACAAUCCCUUCCAAUUCUGGGAAUAUCUCCUCACCACCCGGCCUGGCAUUGGCUGGGUCCGUGGCACAGCUUCCCUCACAGGCAUUGUUCUGCAGCUUCUCAUCCUCAUCAUGCUUGUAUGUUCCUGCUCCUUUGUCCGGAGGAGUGGGCACUUUGAGGUAUUCUACUGGACCCACCUAUCCUACAUUCCUAUCUGGAUGCUGCUCAUCAUACAUGGACCCAAUUUCUGGAAGUGGCUGCUGGUCCCUGGUCUCUUAUUCUUCCUGGAAAAAGUUGUGGGGCUGGUGCUGUCCCACAUGGCAGCCCUAAGUAUUGUGGAAGCCAACCUCCUUUCCUCCAAGGUCACUCACCUUGUGAUUAAGCGGCCUUCUUUUUUCAGCUAUAAGCCUGGAGACUACGUGUAUUUGAACAUCCCAGCUAUUGCCAAGUAUGAAUGGCACCCUUUCACCAUCAGCAGUGCUCCAGAGCAGGAAGAUACCAUCUGGUUGCAUGUCAGAUCUCAGGGACAAUGGACAAAUAGAGUGUAUGACUACUUCAAGGCUUCUGAUCCCAUUUGUUUUGGUACCAAGAGACUGACCCAGAACCUGAAGCUCAGAAGAAGUCAGAGGAUGCCCCAGGAAACCAAGACCCACAUCUUAAAUACUUGUUCUGCUGGUACAACUCAAGGAAUACUGGCCUCUAACGUGGAGAAAACAGUGGAACUGAUGUCCUACAAUCCUGAGAAACUGACCCAGAAAAAGGAAGAAGACCUUACUGAUUGUGGAAAAGAGAGAGAAGAGAAGCCUCAGCCAAGACGUGUCUUAACUCUGUUAAAUGAAAACCAACGAUUAUGUAACAUCAAGUGCUACCUGGAUGGUCCCUAUGGGACUCCAACCCGACGGAUCUUUGCUUCUGAACAUGCAGUGUUGAUUGGGGCUGGUAUCGGCAUUACUCCUUUUGCCUCCAUUCUGCAGAGCAUCAUGUACAGGUACCAAAAGAGAAAACAAAAUUGUCCCAACUGCCAUUAUUCGUGGUGUGAAGAUGUCAAGGAUGAUGAGAUGAAGCUGAAGAAGGUGGAUUUCAUUUGGAUCAACCGGGACCAGAGGUCAUUUGAAUGGUUUGUGAGUUUGCUGACCAAGCUUGAGAUGGAUCAGGUCAAAGAGGAGCCAGGAGGCCAUUUCUUGGAGUUGCACAUGUACAUGACUUCAGCCCUGGGCAAGAAUGACAUGAAGGCCAUUGGUCUACAGAUGGCACUUGACCUCCUUGCCAAGAAAGAAAACAAAGACUCCAUCACUGGGCUGAAGACAAGGACCCAGCCAGGGAGACCAGACUGGAACAAAGUGUUCCAAAAGUUGGCUGCUGAAAACAAGGGCCAAGUCCAGGUCUUCUUCUGUGGAUCUCCAGCUCUGGCCAAGGUGCUGAAGAGUCACUGUGAACUGCUCAACUUCAGAUUUUUCAAAGAGAAUUUCUAAUCUCCUACCCUGCCAGCUCUUUCUUCCUAGGAUUUGGAAAACUGCCAUUUCUGGAGGCAUAAUUUAAUAGCGAUUUAUUGUUAUUAUUGCAUGUCAAAACCUGUUAUUCUGAUCAAACUUAAGGUCACAUAGACUACUUUAAAGGACAAAGAUAAGAGCAGAGGUAUUAAUGCUCAUCUCCAAAAUUUAUGUUGUCCUGAUGGAACUGAAGAGACCAAUGCCAGAUGGAUAUCCUUUGAUACACAAUGUGGGAAAAAACAUAUUCUUGAAUGUUUGUAUUCUAGAACUUCGAAGGGCUAUGAUAUUUGUUUCUUAACCAUCUCAGGCUGAAGGCUAGCUGGGAUGAGAAGAUUAUAUGUGCAAGCAGAAUAACCUAAAUCUGAGUCUCUCAUUAUAAAACAGUGAAUCUCUCUUACAGGAUAUUGUGAGAAUCAGAUGGGAUAUCAGAAAGCUCUUUGCAAAACCCAAAACAUUAUAGUCACCUCUCUUUUUAUCUUACUGAUUGGAAAACUCAAAACAACACUUGAAAGCAUUCUCAGAAGAUCAAAAUUUGAAGGUUUUUUCUGGAAUUCUCUUCCUUGGGAUUUUCAGAUAUGUGAAAGAGUCCCUAGGAGAAAAUUUCAGCAGGAAGAGCUCAUCCACAGUAUUUAACACACAUAUACACACACUUUUACAUUUUUUUCCUUUUUUUUUAGAGGAUCUAUGAUUUAAAUGGGGUUAGAAAGUUCUCCAUGAGGAAACUCCCCUAUUAAUGCAGUUCAGAAACUAUUUAGUGACCUAGAGUCUUAGAGGGCUCCGUAGGGCUGUAGAAGUCACAAGCAUGUCAUCUAUGUGAUUCUGAGGUGAGAUUUGAACCUAGGUUGUCUUGACUCUCUUAUUUAUUUUAUCAUGCUUUCUAC